UUUUGAUCAUCACACAUGAACCUUGAGAGAGUUAUGAGGUGAAUCACAUCCCCGCACUGAGCUGCACUGGUGGAUUCAUUCCGAGCAGUUUCCACCAGGCUUCCUUCUGACGGGCUGCGGUCCACGGGCGCCUCUGCUGGAAUCGUUUGCAACUUUGGCGAAGACGUUGAAUGUGGCUGCCGCUUGUGCAUCAGUUCUCCUCUGGAGACGCUGGACAAGCCUUUGCUGCUUCUCCCCGCUAGUCAAAUUCAGCUUCUCCUAAAGCAGAAUUUGGACAUCUGGUGUGCAACCCGUGUGUGGCUGCCAUAGUCUUGAAAAGGCAGAGGAAGCAUCUGGUGUCAUCCCAGGCACGACUUUCCAACCACAGGUCCACCUGCAUUGCCUAAUUCCUGCUCUGAAUUAGGUUUUCUUUCCCCCACAACAUGACAGAACAAAGCCUUUUCUCCUUCUCCUCCUCCUCCUCCUCCCCUCCUUCUUCAUUCCCUACUUCUGCCCUUGGGCCACGUCUUGGCUCAGUCCGUGGCCAAGAGCCCUGCUCCCUCUUGGCCGCCACCAAGGACUUCAACAUCAUUUUGCAUCAUUAUAACCUCACCGGGAGGCUGAGCAACCGGCGUCCCCAGGAAGACCACUUAGAUGCCCUCAAAAUCAUCAUCAUUGCUGCCAGCUGCCUCAUCAUUUUGGAGAACUUAGUGGUUCUGCUGGCCAUCAUCUGGAAAGUGAAAAGCCAGCGCUGGAUCUACUCCUGCCUAGCCAGCAUCUCCUUCAGCGACCUGCUGGCUGGCAUUGCCUACUUGAUCAACCUCUGCUUCUCGGGAAGCAAGACUUUCCAGCUCUCACCCAACAUGUGGUUCCUCCGGGAAGGGAUCCUUUUCAUUGCCUUAGCAGCCUCCAUCUUCAGCCUGCUGGUGACGGCGAUCGAGCGCUACAACACCAUGGUGAAGCCUAUUGCCGAAAGCGAGUCCAGCAAGACCACCCGUCUCCGGUGUCUCAUCGUUUUUUUCUGGAUCUUGGCCAUUGUGAUUGGGCUGCUCCCCUUGUUGGGCUGGAACUGUAUUUGCGACGUGCCCCGCUGUUCCACGUUGCUGCCUCUUUAUACCAAGAAUUACAUCCUCUUCUCUGUCAUCAUGUUCACCGUCAUCCUGCUGGUCGUGGUGAGCUUCUACAUUUCCAUCUACUCCUGGGUCGUGAAAAGAACUAAGCAAGGUUUCUCCAACGGAGGCCGUAGCAGAUCGCUUCGGCUGCUGAAGACGGUGCUACUAAUCCUUUGCACCUUCCUCAUUUGCUGGAUCCCUCUGUUUGUCCUCCUGCUGAUCGACAUCUUUGACAGGAGCAAGGCCUUGAAGCUCCAGAAGGUCUUUGGCUGGAUUGUGACCUUGGCGGUGAUCAACUCGUUCAUUAACCCCAUCAUCUACUCUUUGAUAAGCAAAGAGGUGAGGAGAGCCGUGGUGCAACUUCUCUGCUGCUGCUGCAUCUGGGCAGGGUGGCAAGGUCCAGGCGGCUGUCUUGCCCCCAGCGAACUCCCCCUGAGCUCUUCCACAGGGAUGGGGAGUUCCCUGAAGAUGCGCGAGAGCUUCCGCAGUCCAGUGAUGCAGAAGCGGAUGUCCCACAGAGAACCUCUUUCCAGCAACUCCAGUGUGUUGAGCAACUCUAGCACGCUUUGGUAGCCGAUGAUGGUCCAGGCCAAUCUUACUCGCAGGGUUAGAAGGUGCUCUUCUACAACAUUCUGAGACCUGGCAUGGUUGACGACUGAAGUGCACAUGGGAGUUGCUCAGUCCAUUGCCCACUCAGGUUGACCAGUGGGUCAACCAGGGCCUGAGAUGCAAAGGAUGUUCAGUUCCAAUUGAGUCUUGCUCGGACAACCUCAAUAUCGUGAGUUCUGGAGAGAUUCUUUAUUCAUGACUUCUGGCUGAUGUCAUGACUUUCCUUUCAUCGUGCUGUUUGGUCUUGGCUUCUGACACACCUCAUAGUUUCCACUGACUGAUUUCUCGCAGGACCAGAGUCUUCAUUCUUCUGAACAAAACAAAUUGAAUCUCAAAAGCUGGACUAGCACACUAUAUCACUGUAUUGACCCACAAUCCAUCUAAUGAGACUGAGAAAGAUGAGAGAACGCGGUUAAGAAAACAGUAUUCUGUGUUGAACAUUCUUACCGGAUUGGUAUAUGUGCUUUUUUUUUAACAGGAAUCCGAACAAGAUAGAUAUUUUACUUAAACAUCAGGCAGUCCAGUGAGACAAUCGCUGUAUUUUAUUAUGACUUUAUUAAUCCUUAUUCUCACAGAUGGUUAAGCAUCUGCAUUUAGAACUUUGUACACAGAUUCCUAGAAGAAGCCAGUCAUUCCACAGGCAGAUAGAUAGAUAGACAGACAGACAGACAGACAGACUCAUCAACUGAGAUCAGAUGGAAAUUGAAAUGGUAGGGGAUUAUUUCUCACUUGUUUUAAAAAGCUACAGCAAUUACAGCAAAGGCCAGAGCUUCACAGAAGUGUUUCUCCAUUGUGUAUAUAUUCCACAGAGCCCAUCUGUUGAAAUGGGUUUCCUUUUGCCCCACAUAGACAGUUGCAACAGAGGCUGUUCAUCUUAGAUUGAACAUUCUUCCUGUACUGUUUUUUUUGUUGUUUUUUUACAAAUCGCGCUUUAUUCUUGAACUUCAUUUAUCUCGCAGACCAUGGUAACCAAAACAGCAAUACACCCAGGAAUCUGUGCUAUGUAUUUGUCUUCCUUUUUUACCUGCCUUGAAAGUUUAUUCUUGGGAUGGCAAUAAGAA
This is a messenger RNA of Python bivittatus (Burmese python), 2761 nucleotides long. It is a transcript of the gene S1PR4, whose product is annotated as sphingosine-1-phosphate receptor 4. Lineage: Eukaryota; Metazoa; Chordata; Lepidosauria; Squamata; Pythonidae. Gene Ontology annotation, biological process: G protein-coupled receptor signaling pathway. Gene Ontology annotation, molecular function: sphingosine-1-phosphate receptor activity. The record is from RefSeq and is a predicted model, not a curated record. Gene Ontology annotation, cellular component: membrane.